AUGAAGCUAAGCGCUAAGCUCCUGAAAUCGCUGCAGAAUUUGCACAGCCAUGGAGUUGGCCCUCCAUUCCCUUCUUUCCUUCUCCAAUUAUUCAUCUCCCCCUUGCAUUUCUUUAACCCCAUCCCUACAUGUAAGCAGACCCUCCAGUUUCAGCUUCCACUUCCGGCCAAGGCCACGAUCACUUCUUCAACCUCUACAAGCUUCUCGCUGGCUUCUGCUACCCGUUGGCGAUGGAGAGUGGAAGCAUAUAGGGUCUAAAGUAGAAAUGCCAGAUGCGUUCGAAAUUGUGUCGAAUGAGGUCACUGUUGGACGCCUUCCUGAUAAAGCUGACAUUGUAAUUCCGGUUGCUACAGUUUCUGCUCUACAUGCUCGCAUCAAAAACCAAGAAGACAGGCUGUUGGUCAUAGAUCUAGACAGCACCAAUGGGACUUUCAUCGAUGACAAGAGACUUAACCCUGGGGUUGUUGCUGCUGUAUCAUCUGGCAAUUGCAUUACUUUUGGGGACAUCCAUUUGGCCAUGUUUCAGGUCUCAAAGCUGAAAACUGUUGAAGCUGCUACCAAAAUCCAAGAAGAAUCUGAGGAGCCAAUCAGUGAUUCUGAAACAAGUUGAGAGAAAUGGCAAAUUUUAUAUUCUAAAACUUUUGGUUUGGAACAAUUUUUCCAGUGAGUCAUCUAAUUGAAUUCCUAUGCUAAAAGAAGGCAGUCUUCCUUCAUUCUGGUUACCCAGGAAUUUUAUUCCUAUGCCCUCUUCAUUAUUAUUUAUAUUCACUCUCUUUACUUCUUCA
Messenger RNA from Benincasa hispida (wax gourd), 785 nucleotides. RefSeq names its product SMAD/FHA domain-containing protein. The record is from RefSeq and is a predicted model, not a curated record. Gene Ontology annotation, molecular function: protein binding. Lineage: Eukaryota; Viridiplantae; Streptophyta; Magnoliopsida; Cucurbitales; Cucurbitaceae.